Molecule: messenger RNA, 1167 nt
Organism: Botrytis porri
Lineage: Eukaryota; Fungi; Ascomycota; Leotiomycetes; Helotiales; Sclerotiniaceae
Exons: 3
Coding region: 1-1167 (388 amino acids)
Biological process (GO): fungal-type cell wall organization
Cellular component (GO): fungal-type cell wall
Molecular function (GO): structural constituent of cell wall
Source: RefSeq, a predicted model, not a curated record
AUGAAGACCACGUUCGUUGUUGUUGCUGGUCUAGCAUCUAUCGCAUAUGCUCAGGUCACAGCUCUCAUCACCCCAACCUCAUCUGCUCCUGAAGGAUGUGCAACUAGCUAUUCUGGCGCUUUUCAAAUCUCUACUGUAAAUGUUAGCAGUGUAGCAAAGCGUCAGCAAAAGCGUGCCGACUGCUCAUCGUCUCUCGCCGUCACACUCAACGAUGGUAUUCUCAAAGACCAGCAGGAUAGAACAGGAUACAUUGCGUCAAACACUCAAUUCCAAUUCGAUGGCCCACCGCAAACUGGAGCUAUUUAUACCGGUGGCUGGUCUGUUUGUUCAAACGGCUCUCUCACUCUUGGAGGUUCCGCUGUUUUCUACCAAUGCCUCUCAGGUACAUUCAAUAAUUUGUACACGGAAUCGCAGGGUGAACAAUGCUCCCAAAUUUUGAUCCAAACAACUGCAUGCAGCUCAGCUGCUGGAUCUGGUGCCGUUGGACAAUCGACUGAUGGCCAAGCAAUUGCAACUGCUAUCGCUUCUGUAUCCUCUGCAGCAGUUUCUCAAAUAUCAGAUGGGCAACCACAAGGUGCAACCUCGGCCGCUCCUAUUUCUCAGAUUAGUGACGGACAAAUUCAAGCCCCUACAUCUGCUGGCGGUGCGCCAAUCACUCAGAUUAGUGAUGGCCAGGUCCAAGGUGCUACCUCUGUUGCCAUCCCUUCGGCUGAGAUCUCUCAGAUCCCAGAUGGACAAAUCCAAGGUGCAACAUCCACUGUUGCCAUCCCUUCGGCUGAGAUCUCUCAGAUCCCAGAUGGACAAAUUCAAGGUGCAACAUCCACUGUUGCCAUCCCUUCGGCUCAGAUCUCUCAGAUUCCAGAUGGACAAAUUCAAGGUGCAACAUCCGCGGCUGCCGUCCCUUCGGCGGUGGUUUCCCAAAUUCCAGAUGGUCAAAUCCAAGCACCAACCGGUGUCGCCACACUCGAAACGAGCACUUCUCUUGCCGGUCCAGUCAUCUCUCAAAUCAGUGAUGGCCAAAUUCAGGCUCCUACCGCUACCGCAACGAAUGUUACCUAUUCCAGCACAACAUCUGCCCCCGCUGUAUUUACUGGCGCUGCCAACACUUACCAAAUAAGUGGCUCUUUAGCUGCUGCUGCCAUUGGUCUCUUUGCUGCUCUUUUGUGA